This is a messenger RNA of Ciona intestinalis (vase tunicate), 2921 nucleotides long. The record is from RefSeq. NCBI's taxonomy places the organism in Eukaryota, Metazoa, Chordata, Ascidiacea, Phlebobranchia, Cionidae.
UGAGAUAUGGUAAUGCAAAUGUUGCAGUUAACAUAUAAGUAACAAAAUAAAUUAAAACGUUUUUAACAAGUAUAUUGAAAAGAAAGCAUCGCUUCAGAAACAUGGUAGACCAACAUGUUGUACCUUCAUCUUUUGAUAUUAAUAUUCCCUCAAUUAAUAUUAAGCCUGAUGAUGAUUUCUUUGACAAUGAUCUCGACUUUGAUGUCAAACUCUCCAAUGAAGAUUUUUCAUCACCAGAAGACUUUGUAUCGACUCCUGUGUUGCCAGAUGACUUUUUACCAGAUUUGAACCACUGUAGUAUUAAGCAGUCGUCAUUCGACAAGCAAAUUGCAUAUGAAAACUUAUCAGCACACGAUGCAAGCCACAUACAGUGCAAUGAAUCAACAGAGUAUUCAAGUUCCUACAACGGCAAACAUGAAGUAUGUACACCUGUGAAGAACUACCCUGGAAAGGGAAAAGACAUUUGCAACAUCACACCAAAUGUGACUCCAAGAUCUGCACAGAAGUCGAUGCCAGGCACUCCACAAAGCAGAAGUGAACAAACUAUGAGUGGGCGAAAGAGGCGACCACAACUCACACUUCAGAUGCCGAGUUUUGACGACGCAGCACAAGAAGUACCAACUGGGCAGGAGUAUGGCUCUGCUACGCCAUCAUGUGGGAUGGAAAGUGGGGCAGGCACUCCGCUGGAGGAGCUAACGGGUCUACCUGAGAAACUAGCACCAGAAGAUGUGCCAAAAACACCGUUGUUCCCACUUAUUACACCUGGUACGGGAGCAAAAAUGAACGACGCAAUCACUCAGUCAUUUUCCUCAUUCAGGAAUAUAAUGGAAGCAAACAGCAUGUCAAAAGAUCCAAAGCUCUGGAGUGCCCCACAAGUGAAAACAUGGGCAAGAUGGAUCGCACAAGAGUUUAGCAUCCCAUCUUUGGAUGAAAGUAAUUUCUGCAUCUCUGGAUCAAUGAUGUGCAGUCUGAGGAAGGAGAGCUUUUUGCAUCUUUGUCCUCCAUUUGUGGGCGAGAUAUUGUGGGAGCAUCUUGAUAGGUUGCAGUCAGAAUGUGGAAAUGACACGAGGAUACCAGAAUGCAGCAACUUAAACCAAAAUAACGACAAGAUUUCAUCAUCUACAACACCUCAGAACCCACCCUCCUGCACCACCAACCCACCUUACCCUACUAGACCUGCACCUCCUUACACAAAGAACCCAAGCUUCAACCAACCCAUACAAAACCACUUUUCCUUGGACCAACCUCCACAAUUCAAAGAAGAAAGAUACAGACCCCAACAUCUUGAUACACCAAGCCAUUUCAACCCUACUGAUGCCCCUCCUGUUGAUAUGUCUUGUGUAAAAAGAGAGCAACUUCCACACUACCCAAGCCAUGCCUUCCCUGUGAACACAAACCGCCGAAACUUCUCCUUCGAACAUUCAAUGAACAUUAAACCUGAACCAAUGUCACACAUCAAUGCUUUUGACAUGCACAGGCAGAUGUCGCACCCACACAAGCCAAACCAGCGCUUUGGAAUGCAUAUGGAGAACAGGCGCUCCUCAGAGCCUAUACUGACACCUUUGAAGCCGUUCUACAGACACAGACCAUUAUCCCAGCAGAUGUCUCACCCCUUCCCAACCCCUACAACCCCCAACGCACCAGAGCUACCCGGCCACCCCAUGCACCUUCCCCCGCAUGAAAUGGGGGGCCAACAAAACCUUCAAGAUCUUUACUACAUAAACAUAGCAAGUUUACGACAUCAUCAACAAAUUGAAACCAUGAAGAGACACGAGAUGGCCAAAGGUAAAAUUCAACAGACGAUCACGAACCGAAGUUUUGGUGACCAACAAGUCAACCAACAUCAUAUGUUAUCCCGUAGUGACUCCGUGGGUUGGAAUGGCAACAAGGGGAACAUUAAUGGUCUACUAACCCCUGAACCAGAGGAUUUUGAAGGUGGUUUUAUGCAACACUCCCGAAUGAACAGCUGCAUGACACAAAACACAACAGCAGAGUUUCCAAGCAACCCUGUUAUACCUGGAGCUUUCCUUACAGGAUACAACGGGAGUGGUCCAAUCCAACUGUGGCAGUUCCUUAUUGAGUUACUGACAGAUAGAUCUUGCCAACACUUCGUUACAUGGACUGGGGAUGGCUGGGAGUUUAAGAUGAUUGACCCAGAUGAAGUAGCAAGGAGGUGGGGAAGAAGGAAAAAUAAACCUAAGAUGAAUUAUGAGAAACUUUCAAGAGGAUUGAGAUAUUACUAUGAUAAGAAUAUCAUACAAAAGACAGCUGGAAGGCGUUAUGUUUACCGGUUUGUUUGUGAUCUUCAAAGUUUGCUGGGUUAUUCACCAACAGAACUUCAUUCAAUGUUGGAUGUGAAGCCUGAAGAUCGACUAAGUGAUGAUUAAACAAUGUACAGAAACCACUGCUGUGGUUGGGAUAUCAGGGAUGUAAAAUUCUAUACAGGCCGACAGUUUUAAAGUUCACAAUGUUUUCAAUACCUCGCCAAUGUGUGACAACUUAUUUUCGCUUAACACAAGAGACAUUUCGCUCGCAGUUCAACCCAAAAGGUUGCAACCCCCAAAGAACUAAAUCAUGUAAAAUGCAACUUUUUAAACACAACCAUAUUAAAAAGAAUUCAAGAUAUUUUUAAAGUUCAAAGAUGUUAUGAAUGCCAAGAUAGUAAUCAUAACGUAGUUAGCACUGUCAGCACCCUUUUAUGUGCCACCCACCUCUUGCCUAUCUAUACACAGUCGAUUCUACUAGUGGGAGUUACUAUUAUUAUCUAACUCUUCUUUUAAAGUGCUGCUUUUUUGUGUUAUUCAAUAUUCUGUGCAAAAGAUAAUGGUUUUCAUUUGCUACCAUAACUCCAUAGGCAAAUGGAAAGUAUAUGCCUAGGUAUACUGUCUUACCAUGUCGAUUUAAACUGCCUUUUCAAUUUG